Gekko japonicus is the source of this 1795-nucleotide messenger RNA. Its product is annotated as E3 ubiquitin-protein ligase CBL-like. NCBI's taxonomy places the organism in Eukaryota, Metazoa, Chordata, Lepidosauria, Squamata, Gekkonidae. Gene Ontology annotation, biological process: regulation of signaling; signal transduction. Gene Ontology annotation, cellular component: plasma membrane; membrane raft. Gene Ontology annotation, molecular function: SH3 domain binding; phosphotyrosine residue binding; calcium ion binding. The transcript is spliced from 9 exons. The record is from RefSeq and is a predicted model, not a curated record. The coding region runs from base 1 to 1056 and encodes 351 amino acids.
AUGUUAGCUGAACUGCAGGCUCUGUUCCCCGAAGGGAGAGACCACGGAAGCAUUUACAAGCUCAGCAAGCCGGAAGCGCAGAUUUUCUGGAGAGACACGUGGGGCAGCCGGAGCCUGGUAUCCUGGUCCGAAUUCCGAAAAGGGCUCCAUCGGGUGCACCCUGUGGACCCAGGUCCGAUGGCCACCGCCUUACGGUCCACCAUAGACCUCACGUGUAACGGGCACAUCUCUGUCUUUGAAUUUGACAUCUUCACUCGCCUCUUUCAGCCGUGGCCGACACUGCUGAAGAACUGGACGUACCUCGCGGUGACCCACCCUGGAUACAUGGCCUUUCUCACCUAUGACGAAGUGAAGGAGCGACUGCAGGCGUACACCGGCAAGCCUGGCAGCUACCUCUAUCCCGACGGGAAGAAUAUCAACCCGGACCUGACGGAAUUAAUGAAUGCCUCGUCUCAGAGCAGAAUCCAGGUCUCGCAAGAACAGUUUGAGCUCUACUGCCAGGUGGGCUCCACCUUCCAGCUCUGCAAGAUCUGCGCCGAGAACGACAAGGACGUCCGGAUCCAGCCUUGCGGGCACCUGCUCUGCCGCAGCUGCCUCGACGCCUGGCAGCUGUCUGAGGCGCACACCUGCCCGUUCUGCCGCCGCGAGAUCUGGGGCCACGAAGACGUCCUCAUCGACCCCUUCACCUACAAGGAGGAAAAGCCCAGCCUAGAUGAAGACGACGACGAGGGAGACCUGGAGGACGUGGAGGACGUGCUGCAGCAGCUGGCUCUCAUGCGCAAGGGGAUCGGGAUCGAGAAUCCCGUUUCCUCUCCACAUCUGGACCCGGAGCUGCAGACCCCUCCCGUACCUCCUCGUGGAAUCCGUCCGCAGCUGAAUAAGCCCCCUCCUGCCAACCCCGUGUAUCAAGCCUCCCCCUCCGCUCACCCCUGGCUGCAGCACCGCCCCUUGCCAAACAUCCCCCAGGACAGCCUACACACCUCAGUCCCCUGGGACGCCGCGGCUGCUGCCUCUCCCUUCCCUGGGGGGCUGCCAGAGCCGGAGCAGCUGAGCUGAUCGGGGGUCAAGACGGCCAUCAAGAUGGCUCCCAGGAGGGGUCGGCUGUACCGGCAUGAGGAACGCCACGCCAGCGGAGGGGCUUCCGGGCAAGAGGAUCGUUCCCCCCUCUCCUGUGACUGCUGGCACACCUGAACAGCCACGAGGACUAGAACCUUGACUCUUCUUUUUUUUGCUUGCUGUUUGUUCCUUAAAUGGAAGCGAAUUCCACAAGCCGUUCGGUGUUUACGAGCCUCCGGGCUUGCCUGAAAGUUCGUCAGCUCUAAUCCUGACCUGAUUGUCAGGGACCAAGCGGCUGCCUCUCAACCUCCGGCUUCGAACCCGCAAAAGAGAGCGAGAAUUGCCGGCGGCCCAGAAGGAAAGCAAGGCCGGGCGUGCUCUUACACUUUCGAGAACAAGUGAAGUGCUUUUUGUUUGGUACCUUGAACGGGAGAAGCUCUUCCCCCAAUCUGAUCCUGCCGCUCAGACGUCUCUGAGAAGCAAAGUGAAGGGCUGGAAAAACCUUCACAGGAACAUGGAAGAUCUUCCCCAAACGUCUCCUUCUGCUGCCGUGAGCCGGAAGGGCAAACUAAUUGCAUCAUCGUGUUACACGCUAGAUAAAUCAGCCGUGAUCCAGAUGAACUCUGUCACGCCUAGAGCGGCGGCCUGACAGACUUCCAUGUAGGGAAGCGUUUGAUCUCCCCUCGAUUUCUGACUGUAAUCCUGGAACUCAAACCUCUGCCCAUAAAAACCUCUGCCA